GUGCAAGAGGACGCGGAGCGAAGCGGCGCUGCUCUGUCGGUCGGUCGUUCAGUCUGUCGGUCUGUCUGUCUGUCUUUCUCUCUCUCUUCGUCUCUCCCCAGGAUUUAUGGACUUUACUUUCUAGAGGGCGGCGCCGCAAGGAUGAGAACCCAGCUGUUGUGUGUCAUGCUGCUGGCCUUGGCCUCCUGCAGCUUCUGCUCAGAUUCAGAAGAGGAAAUGAAAGCGUUAGAAGCAGAUUUAUUGACCAAUAUGUACACAUCAAAGAUUAACAGAGCAAAACUUCCUUACUGGAAAAUGACCUUGCUAAAUGUCUGCAAUCUUGUCAACAACAUAAACAACCAAGUGGGGGAUACAGUAGAGGUAGAUGAAGAGGAUCUCGUUUCAGGAAGACAGUUUCCUGCUGCUCUGGAUGGCUUCAGCUUGGAAGCAAUGCUGACAGUAUAUCAACUUCAAAAAGUUUGCCACAGCAGAACCUUUCAGCAUUGGGAGUUACUUCAGCAAGAUGCUUUUGAUCUAGACACCUCAAGCCAAGACAAGGAAAUAAUGAAAAGAAAAAAUCCCUAUAUUCUGAAACGGCAGCUACAUGUGAACAAAGCUAGAAGACCAUACAUACUCAAAAGAAGUUCAUAUUACUGAUGCAGCAGAAGAAAAAAAUGUAUAUUUAGUUUCUAGGUUACUGUGUGUUAUGGUUAUCUUAUUUAAAUCUAAAAUCAUAUUUGUGUGAAAAUAUAUUAUGGAAAAUCAUCAGGUUGAUAACAUAACUGUCUUUUUUGCAAUUGUUGUUUUGAUUGUGAUUUUUCCUACUUGAGAUUAAUUGGACCAAUACAUUUGCAAAUAAAUUAGUUUCUAAGCAUGAUGUAUUGUACAAAACUGAGAUUUCAGUGUAUUUCCAACAAUAUUGUAGUCUUUUCCUAUUUUAUAAAGCACAUCAACAUAAACUAAGUAAAAUUGAUACUGUUCAUAAACCCUACUGAGAAUCUUACAAUUUCCUAAUGGAACACCUCAUAUAUACAUUUGAAAAUUUUUAUAUAAUAUACUAGUCAGAACUAGCACAAUAUUUUAUAUAUUGGCCAGUUGAAUUUAUUAGGGAUUAGGUCGAAGGAAAGAAACAAAUGCUAUCAUCUAUUAAAUGGAAGUUUCAAAAUUCAUGUUUUAAAUAGCCUGCAUGUAAAUGAAUUUUUAUUUUUUGACUCUUAACUUGCCACUGAAUAUUCAUAAUUUAAGAAAACUAUACAUAAAUGAGACUUCAAGAAAAUAUGCUAGUGAGAACAAACCCUGCUUUAGAGUCUUGUGUAUCACUGACUAAAUAUGAAAAGAGUUUAUUAAAUCAGUAAAAGAAUUUACAGUGUUUACCUAAUGAAUGAAUGCUCAGGAAAAAAAAAUAAAGAAAAAAAAUAAAAAAGCUGAUUUAUGCUCCUGUGCUGUCACUGUUAAGAUACUAAACUGGUUAUAUGGGAAACUUGAGAGAGAGAUUUAAAAGUGGAAUUAAAAUUAAAGCAUCUUUAACUACUUACAAUUAAAAGGCAUUUCCUUUCCCUCCCUCUCUAUAUUUGUAAUAAAACCAGGCAGUGUCAGGGGUUAAAGGCAGUCAUGGAAGCUGAUUGAGAGGGAAGCUUCCAGCAUGGAAAAGUUUGUUUUCAAGCCAUGAGGAAUCAAAUGCCACCUGAAGCACAUUUUCCAUCUCUGUGUCUGUGAUGUGUACAUAAAACUCAGAAUCCCAAUGAUCCAGGUUCCAGUGUUGAAGAAAACAGCCUGAAGGAACUGGGGGUCACAACAACAGUGAAAAUAGAGGGAUAGUCUAAGACCCACAAAGCCUGGAUGCUCAAACCAGGAGGCAAAAACUGUCAGGCAUUGCUUUUGAAAACCUACCUGUUUUCUGUUUGAGGUACUUUUUCAAAGCAAUGGUGUUCCAACAGACUGUCAGAAAAACAAAACAAAAAAGCAAAACAAAAACAAAACAACCACUCAGAGAAUUUCCACAUCCUCUCACAGGUCAGGUUUUCUGUCAAUUAUUAUUAAACAUAUACAGGAAUAUGCAUAGAAAAAACAUACCUAUACCAGUGGUUAUACCAACUCUCUUACGUGAGAGAGAUGUUGGAUUUUUUUCACAGUAAAAUGUAUUUUUACUAUAUGAGAGCUAAUUAUAUUUUAUUUUCUCACUGCAAAUGUUAUUAAUCAGUUUAUUUCUUCAGUAGCCACUAAAUGCAUGUGCUCAUAGGAUAUAACUGAGCAUAUACUAAUAACUGUAAUAGUCAUUAUGACUUGAGUACAGGAAAGCACUUAAA
Messenger RNA from Pezoporus flaviventris, 2285 nucleotides. RefSeq names its product neurotensin (gene NTS). The record is from RefSeq and is a predicted model, not a curated record. Gene Ontology annotation, cellular component: axon terminus; extracellular region. The transcript has 4 exons. Bases 142 to 636 code for a protein of 164 amino acids. Gene Ontology annotation, molecular function: neuropeptide hormone activity. Lineage: Eukaryota; Metazoa; Chordata; Aves; Psittaciformes; Psittacidae.